UUGCAAUAUAAUCAUGCUUGUAUCAUACACCACGUAAAAAAAGCGUAGUCUCCCUCGUCGGUGGCACUUACAUAACCACCUCACUUCCUAUUUGCUUUGGUCUUCAUCAGAAUGUUCCGACGCAUCGUUGUGGCUGGCCUUGUUGCCGUCGCCGCUUUCACCUCUGCGCAGACUACUACGACCACUGCGGUCCCUGGUGCAUUUGCUGCGCCGCCUACCGCGGCCCCUGCCGUGACACCCACCCCGAUGUUCCCGAACCCGAACUCGCCGUGCCAAGUGUGCGCCAACUCGUUGAACACGCCAUCGCAAUGCACCACCGCGUACAAAGGCGUGCCUGGCCAGUUUUGCUUCAAAUUCUUGAACGCCGGUAUCGCGCAAGCAUGCUGCUGCCCGUCGACGGCCAAGUGCGCGGUGCAGACUGCGAACGUCAACACGUGUCAAUGUGACUCGGGCGCCACUCCUGCCCCCAAGUAUGUCGUGGUGAAGAGGACCAUUUCUAUCUGGGUGUGGGUCGGAAUCGCCUUGUUUGCUGUGUGCCUCGGUAUCCUCAUCUACUGGUGCUGCUGCCGCAACGUGGACGUCGUGGAACCAAUGUAUGUCGAACCUGUGUACGUCCAACCUGGAUAUGGCCAGCCUGGGUAUGGCCAACCAGGGUACGUGCAGCAAGGAUACGUGCAGGGCGGUCCUGGUUACGGUUAUGGCGGCGGCUACGGCGGCGGCGACGUUGCUGCCGGUGUCGCGGUUGGCGCUGCUGUCGGCGUGGUUGGCGGUGUGGCCCUUGGAGCUGCCAUGGCCGGCGGCGGAGGGUACUAUGGAGGCGGAGGGUACGCCGCUGGCGGUGCCGUUGCGGACCCCAACGCUGGAGGGGGUUUCUCUGGGGGAGGAGAUUUUGCUGGCGACUUUUAAUUUACAACGACACUAUGAACGUAGUUCUGUACUAUGGAGUAUGUGUGUGUUGACAUGAUAAGAUACUUGAUGGCAGGCAUCUUGCCAACAAGAUCGGUCAUUUGCACUGUACUCCACACGUCCCAUUUUACAGCUGUGGGGGGCUAACAGGCCAAGCUACAAAGUGAGCAUUUAAACACAUCUUCAAUGUUGAUAUUCUCGCUAAAGCGAUGUUGCAAAGUUUCAACUUGAGUCAUUUUUCAUCGUAUUACAUAAUAAAGUUCCAUAUCU
Aphanomyces astaci is the source of this 1176-nucleotide messenger RNA. RefSeq lists its product as hypothetical. Bases 112 to 906 code for a protein of 264 amino acids. The record is from RefSeq and is a predicted model, not a curated record. The transcript has a single exon. NCBI's taxonomy places the organism in Eukaryota, Oomycota, Saprolegniomycetes, Saprolegniales, Verrucalvaceae.